AUGUCUUUUUUACACACUCAUUCAUGCGAAUGUCUCAAAUCGGAAUUGGAAUUAUUCACUGUUCCACCAACGCAAGCCACAAUCGAAAGUUCACAAUGGAUACACUACAAGCCAAUAUCAUCGUUAACUGAUGAUUCACCUAUAGAAUUUGUAGUACCCGGACUAGGAGAGGAAUACAUCGAUCUACCGCAUACAAUGUUAAGCAUCAGUGUCCAAAUAAGGCCAACGAUUCAUAAAGAGCCUUCAAAAGAUGGAGAUACCACUGAUUAUGUCGGGCCUGUGAAUAAUUUUAUGCAUUCAUUAUUCAAUCAGGUAGAUGUAUUUUUCAAUCAAAAACUUAUAUCACCACCGAAUAAUGCUUACGCUUAUAGAGCUUACAUAGAGACAUUACUUAAUUAUGGUCCUGCUGCUAAAAACUCUCAUUUAACAAGCGUAUUGUGGUACGAAGAUAAAAGCGGAUCCAUGGAUGAUCUACUCAACGCAAACGAUGGCCUUGUAAAACGUCGCGUAUUGACAGCCGAUGGCAAGAAAAUUGAUCUUAUGGGGCAUUUACACUGUGAUGUUUUUAAUCAAGAAAGAUUUUUAAUAAAUGGUGUAGAAAUGCGUUUGCGAAUAGUGCGAUCGAGAGAUACAUUCUGCCUUAUGGAUCAAACCGAACGAAAUUUCGAAGUUCAUAUAAUUGAUGCUACACUUCUUGUUAGACGUUCAAAAAUUUCACCUGGUAUGUUGUUAGCACAUGCCAAAGCUCUUGCGAAAACCACAGCAAAAUACCCCCUCACACGUGUCGAAGUGAAAUCUAUAUCUAUACACAGUGGUAUAUACGGUGAAACGCUCGACAAUGUGAUAUUAGGUCAAAUACCGAAACGUUUAAUCAUCGGUUUUGUUGAUAAUAGAGCAUUUAACGGUAAUCGUAUGCUGAAUCCUUUUAAUUUUCAUCAUUACAAAAUUAAUUUUUUAUCUCUGUACGUGGAUGGUACACAAAUACCUAGCAAACCGUUACAACCCGAUUUUACAAAGGAGAAAUUAUAUAUGGAGGCCUAUCACACUCUUUUUUCUGGAACAGGAAUUCAUUUUUUAAACGAGGGCAAUGCUAUUUCUCGUAAGAAUUAUCCAAACGGUUAUUGUCUUUUUGCAUUUGAUCUUACACCGGACCUUUCAGCAAACGAUACUACGCAUUGGAAUUUAAUGAAGCAUGGUAAUGUUAGAAUCGAAGUUCGUUUCGAAGAAGCAUUAGAAAAUACGAUAAAUUGUAUUAUUUAUGCCGAAUAUGACAAUAUUAUGGAGAUUGAUGCAUCAAGACAGGUGAUUGUAGACUAUGGUGGUUAA
Molecule: messenger RNA, 1326 nt
Organism: Cyphomyrmex costatus
Lineage: Eukaryota; Metazoa; Arthropoda; Insecta; Hymenoptera; Formicidae
Exons: 1
Coding region: 1-1326 (441 amino acids)
Biological process (GO): deoxyribonucleotide biosynthetic process
Cellular component (GO): cytosol
Molecular function (GO): ribonucleoside-diphosphate reductase activity, thioredoxin disulfide as acceptor
Source: RefSeq, a predicted model, not a curated record